AGUAAUCUUUAUUCAGUCUAGUGAUAUCACUGCUAGUAACGCGCUGUGUUAUCAUUAAAUAAUUUAAAAGAUACACUGCACGAGUGUUAUGUUAAGGUCGUUUUAUAAAUUAAGUAACUUUGGACUUCCUGGAAAAAAUUCAGCAAGAAUGACUAGCAUACACAGUGCAUAUGUUGAUGAGGUCCAUGAUGUACCCAUGUCAGUAAUUAUACGACCUUUUAUACCAGAAUUGGAUGAAAAUAAAGUGCAAUCGUUGAUGGAUACAAUACAGAAAGAAGAAGCACAAGGCAUAGUUCCGCCCAUAGACGUGUUAUGGAUCACAGGAUCUCAAGGAGGCGACUAUUAUUACAGCUUCGGAGGCUGCCACAGAUACGCUGCUUACAAACGGCUGAACCGACCCACAAUACCUGCCAAAUUAAUUAGGUCCACUAUCAACGAUCUCCGUUCUUACUUGGGCAGCAGCACACCGGAAUUGAAAUGAGUUUUUAGAAUAUAAUUAAAAAUUAUUAUGAUAAAGCUAUUUUUAUAUUACAUUUUUUAUAUUAAGUAUGCAAAAAUAACCUUUUAUGUAGAGAAGUUAUUUAUGACUAAAAUUAAGUUCCGUCUGUAUUACCUUAUGUGUAUUAUGUAGGUACUUAAUCGAAAUAAAACACUUUAUAAUUUCCAA
Messenger RNA from Colias croceus (clouded yellow), 667 nucleotides. RefSeq names its product putative sulfiredoxin (gene Srx). Gene Ontology annotation, cellular component: cytoplasm. The record is from RefSeq and is a predicted model, not a curated record. The transcript is spliced from 3 exons. NCBI's taxonomy places the organism in Eukaryota, Metazoa, Arthropoda, Insecta, Lepidoptera, Pieridae. Gene Ontology annotation, biological process: cellular response to oxidative stress. Gene Ontology annotation, molecular function: sulfiredoxin activity. Bases 89 to 481 code for a protein of 130 amino acids.